AUGUCGACCCUCGACCAAACCUUCUCAUCGCGUUUUUCAACCAACAGCGAAGCAAAUGGUCUAGCGUCCCUAGCUUUCGAGGCUGCUCAUUCUUCGACUGAAUCGGGCGCAAUGAAAGCCUUGGAACACAUCAAGGACCUCUCCUCCGCCCUUGACGCCAUCAUUCAUGCAGGCGCACUUAAUGACCGCAAGAUGCUUCUGGAAAACUUGCUGUCGUUCAUGGCCGAUCACUCAGGGAAGGUUUCAAAUAUGGCUCGGACUUUCGUCAUUAAGACCCUGUAUAAUGACCUCGCGCACCCGCCCACUACAUUCAUUGAACCAAAAUAUCAGUUCCGCACUGCUGACGGUUCAAACAACAACCAUGCUAUACCUGACCUCGGCAAAGCCGGUACACCUUACGCGCGUUCUGUGCAACAGUCAAACCCCUUACCACGGAACCAAAUGCCUGAUGCCGGUCUGGUAUUCGAUACCCUGCUCUGCAGGGAGGAGUUCGUCAAACAUCCUGCGGGCCUGUCCGCAUUGAUGUUCUCCUUUGCAGCACUCGUCAUUCACACCGUAUUCCGGACAGAUCACGCUCCCGGCAGGGGACAUAUCAACAUGACUUCGAGUUACGUUGACCUCGCACCUUUGUACGGAAAUGACCAGGAAACGCAGGACAAGGUUAGGCUCAAGGAAGGACGCGGCUUACUUCGCCCGGACGUGUUCGCGGAGGAUCGGCUCCUUUUCCUUCCUCCCACGUAUAUUGCCCGUCGGUUGCUUGAAAUCAACGAACGAGGUACAUGGAAGGAUCCUGCCCAGCACUCCGCCAGUCAAGCUCAGCUCGGGAAGCAAGAUGAAGAAAUAUUCCAGAUCGCACGCCUGAACAAUUGUGCAUGGUUUGCGGCCAUUAUUUUCUCUGACUACUUUUCGUGCAUUUUGGGCAUUGUGCGACAAGGAUCAAGCUGGAGUCUUGAGCCAUUCGCCGAAAUGCGUAACAUUGAUCACCAGCUCUUCGAGCGCGGCCGUGGUAAUGCUUGCAGUGUUGAAUUUAACUGCUUGUACCGAUGGCAUGCUACGACCUCUGUUGAGGACGAAAAAUGGAUUACUCUUCAGUUCCAGCAGCUUUUCCCUACUAAAAGGCCUGAAGAGAUCACCUUGAACGAUUUUCAUCAGGCUGGAGCGAAGCUUGAGAACAUGGAGAUGAAGACAGAUCUUGAUAAAUGGACGUUCGGGAACCUUCAGCGUCAGACCGAAGGUCCCAACGUGGAUGCGUUCAAGGACUCCGACCUUGCAAAUUACCUUAUGACCGCUACCUCACAAUACGCUGCUGCCUUCGGUGCUCGUGGUACACCCUCAGUCAUGCGUCUCCAUGAAAUCAUGGGUAUCGAAGCCAACCGGUCAUGGGGUGUUUGCUCGCUCAAUGACUACAGGAAGUUCCUUGGUUUGAAGCCAUACUCCAGUUUUUUGGAAUGGAACCCCAACCACAAGAUUGCUGAAGCCGCCGAAAAGCUUUAUGGUCACAUUGACAACUUGGAGCUGUACGCAGGUAUCCAGGCUGAAGAGACCAAGCCUCUUAGGGAGGGCACAGGACUCUGCCCAGGUUACACCAUUUCUCGUGCCAUCCUGUCAGAUGCCAUCGCCCUGACUCGUGGUGACCGUUUCUUCACGCAGGACUUCACGCCAUACAAUAUGACCGCCUGGGGUUUCGCUGAUUGUCAGCGAGACCCUGACGGCUAUGGAUUCGGUUCUACGCUUGGUCGUCUCCUUCUCCGCACCUUGCCCAAUGAUUAUACUGCAGACAGCAUCUACACGUGGUUCCCUUUUAUGCACCCAGAGCGUAUGGAGGGUUACUUGAAGGACCUUGACAAGCUCGACGGAUAUUCUCUUGCACGGCCAAAGCCUCGCGGACCUUGUACCAAUGUGACCAAUUACGUGGAGGUUGGUCAAGUGCUUCUCAGUACUACGAAAUUCGUGCCCGAGUACAUCGAACGCGCAGCAGAGAUCAUCAAGGGCAAGGGCUUCUUUGCGGCAUCUGAAAAUGGCGCUGAAGAGCAGAAGCGGUUCAUCAGCGCGCUCGCACCUUCUCCAGAAGCCAUCUCUCAGAUCGGCACCUACUUCUACAACAAGGUCAAGGAACUAAUUGAACAAAAUUCGUUCUCUUUGGUUGGCGAGAAGAAGAACACUCGUGCUGUCAACAUCGUUCGAGAUGUGUUGAAGGUUAUACCAUUGUCCUGGGCUGCCACCGAAGUUGCUGGCAUUCCCCUUAAGACAAAGCAACAUCCUGACGGUGUCUUCACUGAGUCUCAGUUGUUCGAUAUGCUUUCUGAGAUUUAUCAAUUCAUCUUCCUCGAGGUUGAAGCAGCGAAGUAUAUGACUUUGAAGCAGAGGGUCAAGGACCAUGUGCAAGAACUGACACGCCUUAUCGAGAAUGCUCUUGGUAGUGCUGGGAGCAGAAUGCCUCUCGCUGGACUAUUUGACACAUUGUCUAGUUUCUUUGGCGGUAGAGGCAAGAACCAAAACGAGGUUGUCAAACUCUUGUUCGAGUUUGGUUAUUCCACUGAGCAGGUCGUGAACUCGAUCCUUGCGUUGUUGGUUGGCGCUACUGUCGAGAUGUCUCUUGCUUUGACGAACGUCGUCAAUCAGUUCCUUGAUUCGGAGAAGAAUUCAUCCAUUACAAUCCAAGCGGCUAAGAGCGCGGAUUCCAAAGACCUUUCUGGAUUAACCGCCUAUGCUAUCGAGGCCCUUAGAAUUGACCCACCUUUCGCCGGUGUCUACCGUGUCGCGAAGCAGGAUGCAACCGUAGGCUCUUUGACUGUCAAGCAAGGCGAACGCCUGUUUGUGGAUGUUGCCACGGCAAAUGCGAAUGAGGAUGCUUUCCCCAACCCAACAAUCUUGGAUACUACUCGUACUCCUCGUGCGCGCUAUAUUCAUGGCGACGGUUGCUUCAAGGUUCUUGGGGAUGAUCUUGCUUCGACAAUCAUCGCUGAGGUCCUCCGGGGCAUUUUCUCAUUCAACAAUGUUUGUCGCGGUCCUGGCCAGUCAGGGAAUCUUCCCCGGUUUGAAGACGAGGCACUCCCAGUGCUGCGCUAUGCAUACCUUGAUGAGAAGAUGUUGCCUAGCGCGUGGCCGACGUCGAUGAUGAUCAAUUAUGAUGUUUCUGCAUGA
This is a messenger RNA of Suillus clintonianus, 3144 nucleotides long. Its product is annotated as heme peroxidase. Gene Ontology annotation, biological process: response to oxidative stress. The transcript has 18 exons. NCBI's taxonomy places the organism in Eukaryota, Fungi, Basidiomycota, Agaricomycetes, Boletales, Suillaceae. Gene Ontology annotation, molecular function: peroxidase activity; iron ion binding; oxidoreductase activity, acting on paired donors, with incorporation or reduction of molecular oxygen. The coding region runs from base 1 to 3144 and encodes 1047 amino acids. The record is from RefSeq and is a predicted model, not a curated record.